AUGGGGAGCGGAGGACGUCAUGACACUGUGCCAAGCGGAGGUCCUGGUGAGUGUAGCGAGGAAACAUCUUGGCUGGGCCUCACAAUCAGCGGGUCUAGUUAUCAACUCCAAGACAACUAUGAGGUGCUGUGCCUCAUUGGCCAAGGCAGCUUUGGCAAGGUGUUUGUAGGGCGACACUGUGGCACACGCAAGCGGGUCACCAUGAAGGAAUUAAAGAAGGCGGAGGGGCAAGCGGCCUACAUGGCCACGGAGAUUGCCAUACUGAAGGGCCUUCGACACCCUAACAUCACACAGCUGCUGGAGAGCAAAAGGCAGAGGCUGCAGGAGAAGGAUGCCCUGAGUAUUUUCCGAGACAUCUUGGGAGCAGUAAAUUACUGCCACAGGCAGGGUAUCGUACAUGGCGACCUCAAGCCCGAAAAUGUUUUGAUCAACACCUAUGGCCGAGCUAAAGUAUGUGACUUUGGGUUCGCGUUCCGGUUCAUCCCCAGGCAGGAGAUAAGAGCGCCUGGUGGCAUGCCAGCAUACUUUGCCCCGGAACGACUCCUGUAUCGCACCUAUGAAGGCCCUCCUCUGGAUGUCUGGGCCCUUGGGGUAAUACUAUACAAGAUGAAUACAGGGACGCGUCUCUUCUGUGGAGAGCCACCAGAGAUAAAUGAUACCAUAAUUUAUGGGAUUGUGUGUUACCCGGACUUCAUCCCCAUGAACGUCAAAUACUUGAUUGGAAAGAUCAUGAACAGGAGCCCCAAAUGGCGACCAACAGCACAGGAGCUGGUCCUUACCUCCCAGGCUGGCCCUGCUGCGCCCAUCCUGGCCUCCGAGAAGGGUCCUGCUGCGCCCAGCCUGGCCUCCGACACUGUCCCUGCCGCGAACAGCAUGUACUACCAGCCUGGCCCCGCUGCUCCCAGGCAGGCCUCCCGGCCUGGCCCUGCAGCACCCAGCCUAGCCUCUGAGACUGGCCCUGCAGCACCCAGCCUAGCCUUCGAGACUGGCCCUGCUGCGACCAGUGUGUACAACCAACCUGUUCCUGCUGCUCCCAGCCUGUCAUCCCAGCCUGCCUCUGCCACACCCAGUCUGGCCUCCGAGACCGGCCCUGCUGUGCCCAGCAUAGGCGCGGGAGCAGGAGUCCAGAGAGCACGCGCAGCCGCAGAAACACUGGCGCGGAGGUCGGAGACUAGCCCUGCUGUACUUCCGCCCUCCGGUACCCGGCGAACUCGGCCAGCAGCGAGGCGCAACCCUGGAAGCCCACCCCAAAUCCAGUCACGCUCUGCGCCCAGAGAUGACGUCACGGAGUCCACGUGGCCUGCAGAGGCGCGGGAGCAGGAGUCCAGAGAGCACGCGCAGCCGCAGAAACACUGGCGCGGAGGUCGGAGACUAGCCCUGCUGUACUUCCGCCCUCCGGUACCCGGCGAACUCGGCCAGCAGCGAGGCGCAACCCUGGAAGCCCACCCCAAAUCCAGUCACGCUCUGCGCCCAGAGAUGACGUCACGGAGUCCACGUGGCCUCGACUCCACCCUCUGGGAUCCGCCCAUCGUCCCGAGGAGCAGGAGCCGCUUUAAGCAUGCGCACAGCGAGCGGAGUGCUUACCAAAGCGAGACCUUGAGUUCGAAGUCCCGAGCCAAAAUGUAG
Fukomys damarensis (Damara mole-rat) is the source of this 1626-nucleotide messenger RNA. RefSeq names its product sperm motility kinase 2A. Lineage: Eukaryota; Metazoa; Chordata; Mammalia; Rodentia; Bathyergidae. Gene Ontology annotation, molecular function: ATP binding; protein serine/threonine kinase activity. Gene Ontology annotation, biological process: protein phosphorylation; intracellular signal transduction. The transcript is spliced from 4 exons. The record is from RefSeq and is a predicted model, not a curated record. Bases 1 to 1626 code for a protein of 541 amino acids. Gene Ontology annotation, cellular component: cytoplasm.